Molecule: messenger RNA, 696 nt
Organism: Gastrolobium bilobum
Lineage: Eukaryota; Viridiplantae; Streptophyta; Magnoliopsida; Fabales; Fabaceae
Product: large ribosomal subunit protein uL15x-like
Exons: 1
Coding region: 67-510 (147 amino acids)
Biological process (GO): translation
Cellular component (GO): cytosolic large ribosomal subunit; ribosome
Molecular function (GO): structural constituent of ribosome
Source: RefSeq, a predicted model, not a curated record
CCUAAUUGCACUCUUCUUCGCCGCAGGAGAAAGCGUAGAGAGAGAAGAAAAGAAGAAGCAGAAGAAAUGACGACGAGGUUCAAGAAGAACAGGAAGAAGAGAGGCCACGUCAGCGCCGGGCACGGUCGUAUCGGGAAGCAUCGUAAGCAUCCCGGUGGUCGAGGAAACGCCGGAGGCAUGCACCACCACCGAAUCCUCUUCGACAAGUACCACCCUGGCUAUUUCGGAAAGGUUGGGAUGCGCUACUUCCACAAGCUCCGCAACAAGUUCCAUUGCCCAAUUAUGAACAUCGAUAAGCUAUGGUCCUUGGUUCCUCAAGAUGUGAAGGAAAAGGCUUCAAAAGACAAUAAAGCCCCCUUGAUUGAUGUCACCCAGUUCGGGUACUUUAAGGUUUUGGGGAAAGGGGUUUUGCCUCAGAAUCAGCCACUCGUCGUUAAGGCAAAGCUCGUUUCAAAGAUCGCCGAGAAGAAGAUCAAGGAGGCUGGAGGAGCCGUUGUCCUCACCGCUUAGGGUAUUUUUAAUUUUAAUUUUUAAUUUUUUCUUUUUUCUCCGAUACUUUUUGUUUUGGAUUGGGUUGAGAUCUUGGAUAUUGUUAUUGAUUCUGCUUUAUUUGAGGAUUUAAGUUUCUUAUUUUAAUUUUGCAUGUUUUAGGUGUAAUGUUAUGAUAAUGUUCUCGAUUAAUCGGGUUUAUUGUUG